Molecule: messenger RNA, 903 nt
Organism: Indicator indicator
Lineage: Eukaryota; Metazoa; Chordata; Aves; Piciformes; Indicatoridae
Gene: PDXP
Product: pyridoxal phosphatase
Exons: 2
Coding region: 1-903 (300 amino acids)
Cellular component (GO): cytoplasm
Molecular function (GO): pyridoxal phosphatase activity
Source: RefSeq, a predicted model, not a curated record
AUGGCGAGCUGCCGGCGGCUGAGCGGCGCAGGGCUGCGGGAGGUGCUGGGCCCGGCUCAGGGGCUGCUCUUCGACUGCGACGGCGUCCUGUGGGCGGGCGAGCGCGCUGUCCCCGGCGCCCCCGAGCUGCUGGAGCGGUUGCGGCGCAGCGGCAAGGCCGCCCUCUUCGUCAGCAACAACAGCCGCCGCUCCGUGGCUGAACUGGAGCGGCGCUUCAGCCGCCUCGGUUUCCACGGCGUCCGUGCCGAGCACGUCUUCAGCUCCGCGCUGUGCUCCGCGCUCUUUCUCCGCCAGCACCUUCUCGGCGGCGGGGGGAACGGCAGCGGGAAUGGCCGUGUCUUCGUGAUGGGCGGCGAGGGGCUGUGCGGCGAGGUGCGCGAUGCCGGCCUGCACCUGGCGGGCGAGGGCGAGUCAGCCGCCGCCGAGCCCGUGCGGGCCGUGCUAGUGGGCUACGACGACCAGUUCACCUUCGCCAAGCUGGCGCAGGCCUGCGGCUACCUGCGCGACCCGCAGUGCCUCCUGGUGGCCACCGAUCCCGACCCCUGGCACCCGCUCAGCGACGGCCAGCGCACCCCUGGGACUGGCAGCCUCACAGCUGCUGUGGAAACCGCUUCGGGCCGCAAGGCACUGGUGGUGGGAAAACCAAAUAGGUACAUGUUUGAUUGCAUCGUGGAGCGUUUCGGCGUUGACCCAUCUCGCACCCUCAUGGUUGGAGACCGUCUGGAGACAGAUAUCCUCUUCGGCAAGAACUGCGGCCUCUCCACCAUCCUCACCCUCACAGGGGUCUCUCGCCUGGAAGAGGCACAGGCCUACAUGGCCAGUGACAGCGCCGCUGCCAAGGAUCUGGUGCCCAAUUAUUAUGUGGACAGCAUUGCAGACUUGAUACCAGGCCUGGAUGAGUAG